Molecule: messenger RNA, 3427 nt
Organism: Tupaia belangeri chinensis (Chinese tree shrew)
Lineage: Eukaryota; Metazoa; Chordata; Mammalia; Scandentia; Tupaiidae
Gene: PDE6A
Product: phosphodiesterase 6A
Exons: 22
Coding region: 1-2565 (854 amino acids)
Biological process (GO): signal transduction
Molecular function (GO): protein binding; 3',5'-cyclic-nucleotide phosphodiesterase activity
Source: RefSeq, a predicted model, not a curated record
AUGAACGAAGUGACAGCAGAGGAGGUGGAGAAGUUCCUGGACUCCAAUAUUGGCUUUGCCAAGCAGUACUGUAACCUCCGCUAUCGGGCCAAGGUCAUCUCAGACCUUCUUGGGGCCAAGGAGGCAGCUGUGGACUUCAGCAACUACCACUCACUGAACAGCGUGGAAGAGAGCGAAAUCAUCUUUGAUCUCCUGCGGGACUUUCAGGAAAAUUUGCAGGCUGAGAAGGGCAUCUUCAACAUCAUGAAGAAGCUGUGCUUCCUCCUGCAGGCAGACUGCAUGAGCCUGUUUAUGUACAGGACCCGCAACGGCAUCGCAGAGCUAGCCACCCGUCUCUUCAAUGUCUGCAAGGAUGCUGUCUUUGAGGACUGCCUGGUGAUGCCUGAGGGGGAGAUUGUCUUUCCCCUGGACAUGGGCGUCGUGGGCCAUGUUGCACACGCUAAAAAGAUCGUCAAUGUCCCCAACACAAAAGAGGAUGAGCAUUUCUGUGACUUUGUGGACAACCUCACAGAGUAUGAGACCAAGAGCAUCUUGGCGUCCCCCAUAAUGAAUGGGAAGGAUGUGGUGGCUGUAAUCAUGGCUGUGAAUAAAGUGGAUGGACCCCACUUCACCAAGAGAGAUGAAGAGAUUCUUCUCAAGUACCUUAAUUUUGCAAACCUAGUCAUGAAGGUGUUCCACCUGAGUUACCUGCACAACUGUGAGACUCGGCGUGGUCAGAUCCUGCUGUGGUCUGGGAGCAAAGUCUUUGAAGAGCUUACAGACAUCGAGAGACAGUUCCACAAAGUCCUGUACACAGUCCGUGCCUUCCUCAACUGUGACAGAUACUCUGUGGGUCUCUUAGACAUGACUAAGCAGAAGGAAUUUUUUGAUGUGUGGCCAGUUCUGAUGGGUGAGGCUCCACCCUAUACUGGUCCCAGGACUCCAGAUGGAAGGGAAAUUAACUUCUACAAGGUCAUUGACUACAUCCUGCAUGGCAAAGAAGACAUCAAAGUAAUUCCGAACCCACCCCCUGACCACUGGGCUUUAGUAAGCGGUCUCCCCACAUAUGUUGCCCAACAUGGCCUGAUUUGCAACAUCAUGAACGCACCUGCAGAGGACUUUUUUGCAUUUCAGAGAGAGCCUCUGGAUGAAUCUGGAUGGAUGAUUAGAAAUGUUCUUUCUAUGCCAAUUGUGAACAAGAAGGAAGAAAUUGUUGGGGUUGCGACAUUUUACAAUCGGAAAGAUGGGAAGCCCUUUGAUGAAAUGGAUGAGACCCUCAUGGAGUCUUUGACUCAAUUCCUGGGUUGGUCUCUCUUAAAUUCUGACACCUAUGAGUCAAUGAACAGACUUGAAAACAGGAAGGAUAUUUUCCAAGACAUAGUGAAAUAUCAUGUGAAGUGCGACAAUGAAGAAAUUCAGAAAAUCCUGAAAACCAGAGAGGUAUAUGGGAAGGAGCCUUGGGACUGUGAGGAAGAGGAGCUGUCUGAGAUCCUGCGACAAGAGCUGCCAGAUGCAGAGCAAUAUGAGAUUAACAAAUUCCACUUCAGUGACUUGCCCCUAACGGAACUGGAGCUGGUGAAAUGUGGGAUACAGAUGUAUUAUGAGCUCAAAGUGGUGGAUAAAUUUCACAUUCCACAAGAGGCCCUGGUGCGGUUCAUGUACUCCUUGAGUAAGGGCUACCGCAAGAUCACCUACCACAACUGGCGGCAUGGCUUCAACGUGGGACAGACCAUGUUCUCUUUGCUGGUGACUGGAAAGCUGAAACGAUACUUCACGGACCUGGAGGCCCUGGCCAUGGUCACAGCUGCCUUCUGCCAUGACAUUGACCACAGAGGCACCAACAACCUCUACCAGAUGAAAUCCCAGAACCCACUGGCCAAGCUCCAUGGGUCCUCCAUCUUGGAAAGACAUCACUUGGAGUUUGGCAAAACAUUGCUCAGAGAUGAGAACUUGAAUAUCUUUCGAAACCUCAGCCGCCGACAGCAUGAGCAUGCGAUCCACAUGAUGGACAUUGCCAUCAUCGCCACGGACCUCGCCUUGUAUUUCAAGAAGAGGGCGAUGUUCCAAAAGAUCGUGGAUCAGUCUAAAACAUACGAGAGUCCCGAGGAGUGGACGCAGUACAUGAUGCUGGAGCAGACGCGGAAGGAAAUCGUGAUGGCCAUGAUGAUGACCGCCUGUGAUCUCUCAGCCAUCACCAAGCCCUGGGAGGUGCAGAGCAAGGUAGCUUUGCUGGUUGCUGCUGAAUUCUGGGAGCAAGGUGACCUGGAGCGCACGGUGCUGCAACAGAACCCCAUUCCCAUGAUGGACAGAAACAAGGCAGAUGAACUCCCUAAGCUCCAGGUCGGCUUCAUCGACUUUGUGUGCACCUUUGUCUACAAGGAAUUCUCACGCUUCCAUGAGGAGACCACCCCCAUGCUAGACGGGAUCACCAACAACCGCAAGGAGUGGAAGGCGCUUGCUGACGAGUACGAUGCCAAGGUGAAGGCCCUGGAGGAGGAGAAACAGCAAGAGCAGGCCACCAAGCAAGCAGCCUCGGGAAAUGAGCCAGGGGACACACCUACCUCCAGGUCCUGCUGCAUCCAGUAGCGUGGCCAGGGAUCUGCCAGCCAGAAGAUCACCACCCUUUCCUGGGAGGAGACUGCCCAAGCCUGCGAAAAAUCACACACCUUCUCGAGAAGUCAAAGAGUUGUAGGGUUUGAAAGCUGAUACAGAAUUUAGCUUACUACCUCCUCUAGUGGUUUUGAAACAGUUCUUAGUCUCGAGAACUGUUUCCUGAGCUCAAACCAGUACGUUGGCAGCCCUUUCCCCAACCUGCAGAUGUUCCACGACCCCCAGUGGAGGCUGGAAAUCAGAUAAUACCAAACCCUGCGUAUGCUGCUUUUGCUGUGCAUGCAUCCUUCUGACAAAGUUUAAUUUGUAAACCAGGCAUAGUAAGAGUUAGCAACCAUAGAAUAGACCCAUUGUAACAAUAUACUGUAAUAAAAGUUAGCAACCAUAGAAUAGACCCAUUGUAACAAUAUACGGUAAUAAAAGUUAGGUGGACAUAGUAUCUCUCGGUCUCAAAGUAUCUUCUUGUGCUGUCCUCACCUACCCUUCUUGGUGACCAAGGGUAACUAAAACAAGAAAGCGGAACUGAGGAAAGGAGCACUAUUAUAUUCGAGUUUUCAUAGACAUCAACUAAACAAAUGAAUGCCAAUCCCCCUGCUUGCUCAGUAUCACUGAUAUUCUUACGCUUUCACUUAAUGUUUUAUUAUAAAAUGUUCAGUUGUUCUCAAAGGACAAUUGCACAUUGAGUCCCUACACACUAAUCACUCAGAUUCCAGUAUCAAGUUUCGCUGUUUGUUUUAUUUGUCCUUUUAACACGUAUUUUUCAACUUUUCCUUAAGGGAAGUAAAAGGUGAAUUCCACAUGUAUCGUUUUGCUCCUCUGUGGUACAUCUUUAAAGGGA